Aplosporella prunicola CBS 121167 is the source of this 860-nucleotide messenger RNA. RefSeq names its product carbohydrate esterase family 5 protein. The transcript has 5 exons. The coding region runs from base 7 to 711 and encodes 234 amino acids. Lineage: Eukaryota; Fungi; Ascomycota; Dothideomycetes; Botryosphaeriales; Aplosporellaceae. The record is from RefSeq and is a predicted model, not a curated record. Gene Ontology annotation, molecular function: hydrolase activity.
CGGGGCAUGCCGCUGCUGCUUCCCCUGCUCGAUCUCUUCGCCGCCGCCCCGCUCUCCGUCCAUGCCCGUCCGACGGACCUGCAUACCCGGCAGACGAGCUGGUCCGGCGACUGUCUCCCCGUGCAUGUCAUGAUUGGGCGUGGCACGACGCAGGAGUACCCGGGCUCGCUGUUGUCGUUGGCGGAUCUGAUCAUACAAAACAACAAAGACGGAGCCGACUACGAGGACAUUGUUUAUCCGGCUACGUUCGACUAUACCGAGUCGACGGCCCAAGGCUACGAAGCCACAAUCAGCCAGCUAACGACGUAUGCGAGCAAAUGCCCGGAAUCCAAGGUUGUGCUACUGGGCUAUUCGCAGGGCGCGCAUGUCACGGGCGAUGCGCUGGCUGGCGGCGGGGGCGGCGACAUGGGUGCCGAGACUGAUCCAGUGAGUACCGAGAUCGGUGACCACGUGGCUGCUGUCGUCUGGUAUGGCGACCCGCGCCACAUGACAGGGGAGCCGUACGACCAGGGCACCGCGACCGCGGAGGGCCUCUUCCCCCGCACGACGGCACAGCUGGCGAAUCUCAAGACCUACGCGGAUCGCAUCCGCUCCUACUGCGAUCUUGGGGACCCGGUGUGUGCUGGUGGCGACUCGCUAGAAGUGCAUUCGAGCUACCCGCAGAGCUACGACGAGAAAGCGGCGGCGUGGGUGCAGACGAAGCUACAAUGAGAAUGGGGGGGGAGAAAGACAUGUUGCGUAACUGACAGGGCGGAAGUUGCUUUUUGAGAAGUAGGAGCUGUAAGGAAGGGAGGGGAGCCAAUAGGGCUUGGGCGACAAAGAAGGCGGAUGAGACAAGACACCGUCCUUGGGAUGCGGGA